CAGACAAACAUCAUAAAAAAGCGUGUAGUUUUUGUUAGCGAUCUGAAGAAUACAUGAUUAGAAAAAUAAUGCUCUAAACUAUUCCUUUUAAAGCAGCAAUUCAAAGUACCGGGAUUUGCAGUCUGCUUUUUGUCUCGUUCCUUGUGCCUUUGGAGAUGAAAUUCGUCCCUUUACUUUUCAUGUGGUACAAAGUCUUUCAUGCAGAUCGACACUUCCACGUCUGUCUCUUAGUUUCUUUUAUUUCGCAUCAUCCACACGAUCGCUUUAUUUUAAAUCACAGCCCAAGUUUAAAGCUUCAAUCAGUAUCCGUGAAAAAAAGGCAGACGAGCAAACCCGCUCUUGGCGCAUGGGACGCAAGUUUGCGACGCAGAGCGAGCAGCCGGCACAAUAAACCUGUUGUUAACCUUGCUGUGAAAAUAUGUUUGAAGAACAUUGGCAAUUGUUGUAUGCAAUGUAUUCAAGUAUAAAAUAAUGCCUUUUGUUGUGAAAACUUGAGCAAUGUGAGGGUACAAAAGUCCCCUGUGGCAUUUACUUGCUCCCUUUGUGAUGUUUGCGCUUUGGCGUCUCCACUUGGCGCAUUACCCAGACCCCUUUAAACGCGAUUGUUUCAUUCUUUCUAAUGACAUUUACCGGAUCACAACAUGCUGUUAAUUCGAUCAGAAAGCUUUACCCUUCUUAACAAUGCCAGAAUAAUUUCUCCCAAAGUUUGUUAAGUUGACCAAAAUUAGGCAAAUGAAUAGAGGUCUCCAGGCUACUCCUCUCGCAGGUGACAGCGAAUAAUGCACGUUAAGAGCAGCUGCAUUCCUCUUUAUUUCUCUCUUUCUUUCCCAGCAUUAUUAAAAUUUAGGCCGAUGCAACUAUUCAUUCAUUUCAAUAGACAUUUUCUUAUAGGAUAAUAGGCUACAAAUUGAGCCUCUCCAGAAAGAAUCCAGUGGUGGGUAACCCUCGUGUGCCAAAGACUGCUGGAGCCGCUGGCUUGGAGGAAGGCGAAGCUCGUGUGCCAGCCCCAAUCCCACACCUGCCGAGGUCCCGGACAAAUAAAGGACAUAAACAAAAAGCUUGCCAUCUCUCAUAAAAGAUGGACGUGUCACCAAGUCGUGUGAGAAACCCUGAGAACAAACGGGGGGACUCCAUCUCCAAAAGAUCUCCCUUGAACUUGGCGGAACAGCCUAUUAAAGGCUUACUUAAUUACUUUAAUGACUCUGGACAGGCCUUAAAAACCCGAAAGGGUUUGGCUGGAAGUUAAGAUCGCUUGCUGGGAUUUGUAAACAGGCGAUCGUGUGAGAAACGCGAGGUGGAAUAAAGACGGUUUCUUUAUUUGUGGCGGAGCUUUGUUUUCUUGCGCACAGUGCGCUCUGAAGGAUCAGGGCCGACUCGAGGCUCAGUUCACAUUUCCCGCCUGGGUUGUUACUAUGCAAAUAAUAUUCUAACGCCGAUCACGUGUCCUUUGAAGAGCCACGUGGAUUAACAAAGCAUUUCUGCCCCCUGCUAGCCCGUGGCUUCACUUUUUUUUUUUUUUUUUUACCAUUUCUUUAACUGAUCCUAAACGCACACAUAUCCCCAAAGCCCUCCUCUCUAAUCCCACUGAAUAAUCUCUGCUAUGAAUGCACGAUACCCUUAAAUGAUCGCUUUAUAAGCAAACUCGUUUCAUGCCGAGCCCCUCAGUGCAGCUUGCCCACCUUUGGGGUAGCGCAUCCAAACUCGCAGACCACUGGCACCCCACAUUACGGACUCGAUUUCAGUUGUCUUGCUUCCUACCCGAAUGAUGUCCACCAAGAUGAAGGAGCGCAAGGUAAAGAAAUGAUGCAUGUGUUCAAAUGUCCAGUGAUGCGAACUCGAAUUACGUUUACAAAGUAAGGAAGUCGACGGUACAACAUGUUACCUCAACUGAUCCCCAUUGGCAGUCUCGUACAAAUGGUAUAGUGCAAUAUGUAAACGUUCCCGAAAAGCAUCCUUUAAACCACUUGGUUACAACUUUGCCAAACUAUUCGUUUUGAUAUUUGACUGUACAAUUUUAGAUUGUUGUCAACCUCUUGUGUGUAUAUUAAUAUUCAAAGUAUGUAUAUAAAAUUAUUUCUGAAAUGAGUUCUACUGCUGGACAGUUUUCAAACAGUAUCCGUUUAAAAGAUCGCGACUAGUCUAGACGAAGCUUCUUUUCUGUCCUGGGUUGCGCCUUAGGCAAGCAGAUCUGCGUAGCGCAUGACCAUCAUUUGAAUGGCAACAGAUCCUUACGGCUAUGAGUAGAAUAUCAAAAUAAAUACGUAAAUAAAUAUAAUAUCUAUAUCAGCCUGGCAAUCCAAUUACGUUGAACUGUUAAUUUUCAUAUUUACAGGUGAAAUAUAACAUCCAUAAUUAUAAAUUGCCAAGUCGCCUCUGACUGAAUUUUUUUCGCAUUUUUAUUGUAUCUCACAGAAGACUCCAGUUUCUCAUAAGGUCAUUGAGAAAAGAAGAAGAGACCGCAUUAACCGAUGCUUAAAUGAGCUUGGCAAAACCGUGCCUAUGGCCCUGGCAAAACAGAGCUCCGGCAAACUGGAGAAAGCCGAAAUCCUGGAGAUGACAGUUCAGUAUCUCAGGGCAUUGCAUUCUUCGGAUUUUCCACGUGGCAGAGAUAAAGGAGAGCUCUUGGCAGAAUUUGCCAACUAUUUUCACUACGGCUAUCAUGAAUGCAUGAAAAACCUGGUACACUACUUAACCACGGUGGAGAGGAUGGAGACGAAGGACACUAAGUACGCCCGCAUCCUGGCAUUCCUGCAGUCAAAGUCGCACUUUGUAACGGAACCAUUGUUCAGCUCCCUCGCUGCCCUGCCGGAUCCCACCAAGUACAUGUGCCAGCUGCACUCCACUUCGGACUUUCAGACUCACAGCACCAGUGACUCAAUUUUUCCACAAAGCCACGGACAUUUCUCUUGGCACAACACUAGCAGGAGCCCGGCCCUUGCGUACUUACCAAAUGCAGUCGUGCCACAGGUGCAGCAGCAACAGCAGCAGACUGGGACCUGGUUGUCACCGGUCCAGGGGCUCGAGCAGCACUACUUAAACCUGCUGGGACAUUCGCAUGGCCCCGCAUUCAGCCUGCACAGUGCGCAGCACGCUGCCAUGUGAUCAGCUUGGACUUCGGCCAUAUUUAUGAGCACCCACUUAGGUUCUAGCUCUUGGCUAAGGACAAUGUAAAAUAGUGCGUUUAAAAAUUAAAGUAAAUUCUGCUUAAAUUAAAAAGUUCCAACGUCACGUAGCAUCUU
Erpetoichthys calabaricus (reedfish) is the source of this 3239-nucleotide messenger RNA. RefSeq names its product helt bHLH transcription factor (gene helt). Gene Ontology annotation, biological process: regulation of transcription by RNA polymerase II; anterior/posterior pattern specification; regulation of neurogenesis. The coding region runs from base 2500 to 3102 and encodes 200 amino acids. The transcript has 3 exons. NCBI's taxonomy places the organism in Eukaryota, Metazoa, Chordata, Cladistia, Polypteriformes, Polypteridae. The record is from RefSeq and is a predicted model, not a curated record. Gene Ontology annotation, molecular function: RNA polymerase II cis-regulatory region sequence-specific DNA binding; DNA-binding transcription factor activity, RNA polymerase II-specific; protein dimerization activity. Gene Ontology annotation, cellular component: nucleus.